Messenger RNA from Talaromyces stipitatus ATCC 10500, 2073 nucleotides. RefSeq lists its product as uncharacterized. The transcript is spliced from 2 exons. The coding region runs from base 1 to 2073 and encodes 690 amino acids. Lineage: Eukaryota; Fungi; Ascomycota; Eurotiomycetes; Eurotiales; Trichocomaceae. The record is from RefSeq and is a predicted model, not a curated record.
AUGGCCGACGAACCAAGAGCGCAGACCAUCCAAGAGCGCAUAGCUGCUCUAAAUCAAUCGCAUGUUGGCCGCCUACCGGAUACGUCUCCUGUGCGUCCUUUUGCUCCAAGGAAUAAAACAGUUAACAACCCACCACAUGAGCUGAACGGAUCCGUACUUGAAAGCAAAGAGAUUGGCAACAAGCCCGCGCCCAUCCGUCAGAAUGGGGUACUCCCACUUCCUACGGCGGCUUUAACUGAACAAAAGAUCGCAUCCGCAAAGAAUGGUUGUAAAGUACCUCCGCCACUACCGGCUCGCAAGAAUUCGGGACAACAUCCACCGGCUCUACCACCACGCCGUCCGUCUGCGCAGACAGAACGAAGGAUAUCAUCUGACUCUACGAGGUCAAAUGCGUCUUACAGUACGACUUCUACUUCUGGGACCACGAAUACGGUGGAUAGUAAGAGCCGUGUACUUGUUGCGCCAGCAUGGCAGGAAGCUGACCUGCCCCCGCUUCCAGUGCGCGACAAGAGCCGCCCUGGCCUUCCCCAGCGAAAAUCGGCAACCCUUUCCGAAGCAGAGAAAGCGAAGAGGGUAGUCAAAGCACCCUUAAAACCGCCACCGCUGCCAUCACGGACCUCAUCCACUGAUUCUAAUGGUGGAGAUCAAACUACAAGAGUACCAUUACCUGUCCGUACCCUCUCUUCCGAGACGAGGAAAAUACCACAACUACCAAUAAGCGGAGUGAAAAUCGAGUCCGUAACGCCAUCACAACGCAAAAUUCCUCCGGUUCCUACGGCCGAUGCUCUCCAGAAACUACAGCAGAAGUCUUUCGCGACUCUCAGUAAACAUGUCGAAGAGGAUGAACCUGAUCAAAGUGUACCACCCGCUAUACCUUUGGCCUCGCGUCCGGAUCUGGCAGCAAUUCAAGCAACAAAACCCAAGUUCGCCGCCAACGGACACGGAUCUUCGUCUCCAGCGAGUUUUAGUACUGUCUGUAUGAUAUGCAGAGACUUCUCGGGACCAGACAACCAUGCAGCACAGUUUCCCCGGCAGUCUCUUCCUACCAGUGAUUUGGCGUGGCUUGCUACACAACUUACUGCACCAUUUCCGUCACCGACUGAUAAGGCGAGGGCUUUGUUUACCUGGCUUCAUUACAAUAUCAAGUACGAUGUUGAUGCCUUUUUCAACAACAACGUACAGCCAUCAACCCCCUCCAAGACCCUUGCAACUGGGCUUGCAGUUUGUGAGGGAUAUGCUGGUCUAUAUGCUACACUCGCAACGCAUGCUGGUCUCGAAGCUCUCGUGAUAGGCGGUCACGGCAAGGGCUUCGGCCAUACACAGCUCGCUCCUGGCUCGAGUAUACCCCCAUUCUCAUCUAGUCAUGCGUGGAAUGUGGUGAAAAUUGACGGUGGCAAGUGGAAGCUCAUUGAUCCGUGUUGGGGAGCCGGUGCUGUACAAGGCAAAGGACAGCCAUAUAUUCAGCGCUUUGACCCGUCGCAUUUUACCAAGUCUAACGACGAGUUUCUUCUUUCGCACUACCCACAAAAUAAAGAUCAGUUCUAUACAGAUGAUGGUGGACCUGGCCUGAGCUGGGAGGCCUACGUUCUUCAAGACCACAAUAAGCCCUUUGGUCUCGAGCAACCUGUCAUAUUUACGGACGCUUACAAUGAAGGAAUUGGGGACCGAUCCUUCCGUCCAGCUUGCGCGAAGAUUUCAAUCCAUCAACCCGGGCCUAUACGGUUCCAAUUCGGCUUGAAGUGCGAACACUGGACCCUCGCUCAUCAUGGCAAGAAAUCUGCCCCUUUUCUGUUCCUAUUGCAUACGCACGGUAUAGAUGGCCGGAAAGAUGAGAAAAUACCAUUUACCUACAUCCGAGGCACCGGACCGAACGGUGGAGGGGACCUGUGGUAUGUAGAUAUUGCCGACCCAAGGAUAUUAGGUGCACCAGGUCAGAAGCUUGGUAUUGCCAAUAUUACAAGCUUUGCUACUCACAAGGACGCCCGUGGCUUGUCAUUGCAAGAAUAUCAAGCGCAAGCGGGACGUGUUGUGGGAGCUGACUAUCUGAAACGGUCUAACGAUGGCAAUCUAUGA